UCAGGGACAUCCUGUGCCAAUCCUUCCUCAUUCCUCUAAGGUAAGCAGAGGCAGGCAGACCAGUGCUAUAUAAGGUAGGGAUCCUCGAACAACAUCAUUAGCAAAGUACUGGCAGCAGUGUCAAUACAGAAGACUGAAGAGAAAUCCAUUUACGGAAAGAAGACUUGACAAAAACUCAGCGAAACCAUGAUGUCCAAACUCCAGAAAACCAUCAGACCCGUGUUGGCCGUCAGGGGAAUGCAUAAUUCUGCCGUUGAAGUCGUGAACCGUCCGGCUGAUGAGGACACAGUCACAGCCAGUUUCGGGAAGUUCAUCAGUGAGAUUAAGCCCAAGAGUUUGUCUAAUUCACUGCUCCACCGCAGUAAGAGAAUGGUGUUGGACAGCAUUGGAGUUGGCCUGAUUGGAAGCACCACUGAGGUGUUUGAAAUGGCCCUGCAGCACUGCCAGCACAUGUAUGCUCCCGAUGACAUCAGCUCUGUGUAUGGACGCAGGGACACCAGGCUCUCCCCGACACUGGCAGCUUUCGUCAAUGGAGUUGCGACUCACUCCAUGGACUUUGAUGACACAUGGCACCCUGCCACUCAUCCCUCCGGAGCUGUCCUUCCUGCUGUGCUAGCUCUCAGUGACAUGAUGCCAGCCAACAACAAACCCAGUGGCCUUGACUUCUUGCUGGCCUUCAAUGUCGGCAUUGAGAUCCAGGGGCGACUGAUGAGGUUCUCAAAUGAGGCCCACAACAUCCCAAAGAGGUUUCACCCUCCCAGCGUGGUGGGGACUAUGGGAAGUGCCGCUGCCUGUGCUCGGCUCUUGUGCCUGGAUUCAUUCCAGAGCAGUCAUGCCUUGGCUAUAGCUGCUUCUCUCGCAGGAGCGCCAAUGGCUAAUGCUGCCACUCAGUCUAAACCCCUCCACAUAGGCAAUGCUACACGUUUGGGGCUGGAAGCUGCUCUGCUGGCCUCCAGGGGCCUAGAGGCCAGUCCUCUGGUCCUGGAUGCUGUCGCAGGGGUGGCCGGCUUUAAUGCUUUUUAUGAAGACUAUGUGCCGCAGGCUUUAGAAUCACCCAGCGAUGAAGGCCACACGUUCCUGCUAGAGGUGCAGGACAUGGGCUUCAAGCGCUUCCCCGCCCAUCUGGGGAUGCACUGGGUAGUAGAUGCUGCAGCCUCGGUCCAUAAGCUUCUCGUGGGAGCUGGUCCUGGUACCGUCCCCCCUGCUCAAGUGCAGGAAAUCCUGCUCAGAGUGCCCCAGUCUAAAUACAUCAACAGGCCUUUCCCUGAGUCUGAGCACGAGGCACGCCACUCCUUCCAGUUCAAUGCUUGCAGCGCUCUCCUGGAUGGUGAGGUCACCGUUCAGUCCUUCAGCCCUGCUGCCAUGAGCCGCCCCGACCUGCUUGCCCUGCUGAGCCGCGUUCGUGUGGAGCAUCCCAGCGACAACCCAGCUAAUUUCAACAAAAUGUACGGUGAGGUCCAGGUGACACUAGUUGGGGGAGACAUCCUGAACGGGCGCUGUGACACCUUCUACGGUCACUGGCGCAACCCGCUGACCAACGAGAGCCUGAGGAAGAAGUUCAGGAACAACGCAGAGGUGGUGCUCUCCUCUGAGAAGGUGGAGCGGCUGAUUGAAGUGGUGGAGGAGCUGGAAAGACAUGCAGACUGCAGGGCCCUUCUCGCAAACCUUCAAUGAACAUUUACACACAGAGCUAUGUAAAACACAGACCACUUUUUAUUAAAGUGAAACGUAUCUUCAUAUCUGUACAACAUAUUUAUUCCAGGCCCAGAGGCAGAAAUGCACUGCUCACAACCGCUAAGUCCUGUGUUAUGCUCAUUUGUGGGAAAAGUAGCCAUAUUGAUGAAUUGUAACCAUUUUUAAGUGUAAAAACAACUAAAUUAUUGUUUGUAACUGUUAACCGCUUUUGUCUUUUUUUUUAUUUUCCAAAAUGUUUAUUAUAACGACUCAGAUAAAGGUCGAACCAUAGUAUAAGACAAAUCUGUAUAUUCUGCUUCUAUGUCCUGCACUUUGUAUGAAAUUAAUAAAAGAAUAAAUUCUGAUUUAACUCA
Messenger RNA from Mugil cephalus (flathead mullet), 2048 nucleotides. Its product is annotated as cis-aconitate decarboxylase-like. Bases 187 to 1674 code for a protein of 495 amino acids. Gene Ontology annotation, molecular function: lyase activity. Lineage: Eukaryota; Metazoa; Chordata; Actinopteri; Mugiliformes; Mugilidae. The record is from RefSeq and is a predicted model, not a curated record. The transcript has 6 exons.